This is a messenger RNA of Plenodomus lingam JN3, 312 nucleotides long. The record is from RefSeq and is a predicted model, not a curated record. Lineage: Eukaryota; Fungi; Ascomycota; Dothideomycetes; Pleosporales; Leptosphaeriaceae.
AUGCAGAGGAACCAGAGCCCAACAUGCCUUGUCCUCCACCAAACAACUCAAGCCCACACAAACCCUCACACCACCACCUUCUCCCCCCUCCACCCCUCAGGAUACCAAACCAUACAAACCUCCCACCCCUCCCCCACCCUCUCCUCCCUCAAAACCUCAAACCCACACUUCUCAUACAAUCGCCUCGCCACCACACUCGACUCCAACACCAUCGGCACCCCCGUCCCACCAACCCCCUCGUCUCCACGCGCUAGCCGCUGCCCCUCGCGCACAAGCAGCGCACCCAGCCCGCGCCGCUGGUACUGCGGGUGA